UCUAUCUCUCUCUCUCUCUCUUUCUCUGAAAGCCGUCGUAUGGUAUGAAAGCUUGGCCGUAGAUAGAUAUAUUGGCAUGGGAAAGUACAUGAGGAAGGCGAAGGUCUCGGGGGAGGUGGCGGUGAUGGAGGUCUCGGCCCAGUCCUCGCUCGGCGUCCGCACCCGCGCCCGCACCCUCGCCCUCCAGCGACUCCAGAAACCCUCCCCCCCGGACUCCUCCUCCUAUCUCGAACUCCGCAGCCGCCGCCUCGAGAAGCCCCUGCCCCCGGCCCCCAAGGAGGACACCGCCAAGCCUAAUAACCCUACACAUCGAACCGGUGCCAGGGAGACGAAUUCCGGCUCGGCGUCGUUGAGGAGCGACCCCAACUCCAACUCCAAGAAGGGGUCGGCGGCGGCGCCAGUGGAGGGCCCGGUGGCCUCGCUGGAUGCCGAGGUCUCUUUCGGGGAGAACGUUCUCGAGGUUGAAGCCAGGGACAGGAGUGUCAGGGAGACCACGCCUUGCAGUUUGAUAAAGGAUUCGGAAACCAUUGGGACUCCUGGUUCUACAACCAGACCUACCAACUCAACUGCCACCAACCGGAGAAUGCAAAAUUCAGUGUGCAGGAGCAUCCCUACCACCCAUGAGAUGGAAGAAUUUUUUGCUGGGGCCGAGCAACUCCAACAACGAAUAUUUACGGAGAAGUACAACUUUGAUCCUGCGAAUGACCGCCCGCUCCCUGGCCGGUAUGAAUGGGUGAAACUGGACUCGUAGAUGGCAGAUCUUCGGUCUGGUGCUGCUUCAUUUCCUGCAGCUUCUCCAUUGAUCUCUGCUCAUUGGCUAUCGCCGCCGCUUCUUUCUUAAUAUGUUGUAAAUUUCCAGAAGACCCAAAGAUAGUUUGUAGUCCAAUGGUCUGUAACCCAUACGGAGCUGGUGUUACAUCUAGGUUCAAACUCACUGCACUCUAACAGAUCAUGUAGAGGGGUGGAGUAGGUGUCAAUCUUAUUUUAUAAUUUUCCUUGAUAGUACUGGUGUUAUGUAUUAGGCUCUUUUGUUGGGUAGGGGUAUACCAUGCUGCAUCUGAUCCUGUAUUUUUGUCUAUACUGCUGCUGAUGAACCUGAAAAGCUCAUUGGGAAAUAAAAUGACCCAUUUGCUUAUGUCUUC
Molecule: messenger RNA, 1142 nt
Organism: Phoenix dactylifera (date palm)
Lineage: Eukaryota; Viridiplantae; Streptophyta; Magnoliopsida; Arecales; Arecaceae
Product: cyclin-dependent kinase inhibitor 5-like
Biological process (GO): negative regulation of cyclin-dependent protein serine/threonine kinase activity
Cellular component (GO): nucleus
Molecular function (GO): cyclin-dependent protein serine/threonine kinase inhibitor activity
Source: RefSeq, a predicted model, not a curated record